Molecule: messenger RNA, 545 nt
Organism: Pararge aegeria (speckled wood butterfly)
Lineage: Eukaryota; Metazoa; Arthropoda; Insecta; Lepidoptera; Nymphalidae
Exons: 4
Coding region: 117-470 (117 amino acids)
Source: RefSeq, a predicted model, not a curated record
AGUCACUUGAAUCCGGUAUAAAAGUUCGGCUCGCUGUUCGGUGAUCAGGUCGUGCCAACUUAGUCGUGGUGAGGUCUUCCUGCAACUUGCGAGCGGAAACAACGUGCAUCGGGAAAAUGAAGUUGCUGUGCGGAAUAACGCUGCUCGCCCUCUACAACGCGGUGACGAGUACGCCGCGGAUGGCAGGAGUCGCGCGCUGCGCCAACGUGUGGGACGAGGGCUGCGUGUCGGGCCAGCUGCAGGGCGCCGGGCGCGACGACGACUUCGUGAGCGGCGACUUCAGCCCCGGCAAGCGCUGCGCCGGCGCGGGGGGCUCGGCCUGCGCCGGCGGCGCGCGGGACUCCGCAGAGCAAUGUCCAGCAGAGGACGUCCAUGGUGAAGUGAUGAUGAUGCUGAUGGUGAGCAGUGUUCCCAGCGCGAGACAGCUGGGGCGACCUCUCCCUGCACGGCCGGCUGCGAGACCUGCUUGAGAAGCUCGCGCGCCCGUGACGCCUGCGCGACGCAGCCCGGCGGACACGCUACCUACAAUAUGACCUGGCAUUAAU